Kwoniella botswanensis is the source of this 864-nucleotide messenger RNA. RefSeq lists its product as uncharacterized. The coding region runs from base 1 to 864 and encodes 287 amino acids. The record is from RefSeq and is a predicted model, not a curated record. NCBI's taxonomy places the organism in Eukaryota, Fungi, Basidiomycota, Tremellomycetes, Tremellales, Cryptococcaceae. The transcript has 6 exons.
AUGUUCAUGUCUUACUAUUAUAAUGUAAUUUCUGUACUCGGCCUAUUCGCUACAGUAUUCGGAUUGACUGAGGCGAGCCCUGUUGCUCUGCCGGAUACUCAUAUUGAGAAACGAGGCGAUUAUCCCCUAUGGGAUGUCUCACCCAAAUGGCAAGAUAUCAAGAAAGAAAAAUUCGAUGACGAAUGGUUCCUGGUGGCAGCAGCAACCUUAGUCAAUUGGGAUUCUCAAAAGAUAAAAGAUCGAUUUCCAGCUAUGCAAACUUCCAAGAAAAGGGCAGAUAAUGUCGAUGCGGUGACAGUUGAGUUAUGGAAUAAAGAAGGGGCCAAAUGGGAGAAAAGGGAUGUAAAAUAUUCAUCUAUCACGGCUGAUUAUAGUGGUUCAAAUCAGUAUUGGUGGAUCGCUGCUUUGGAAGAUGCUGCGAUGCGGAUUGGCGGACUUGGAGGUAAAGGUAUAGAUAAAGAUGGUUUCACAGAUGGUGAUUCCCAUUUCGCCUAUCAGAUGUUGACGGGAGAAGAAGCAGAUCUCUAUGAGACGGAUAGAGAUACGAAAACAUACAAGAACGAGAUUUGGAAAGUGCUUGAAAAGGCAACUCAAAGUAGUGUAUGUAUAAAGACGGGUCCUAAUCCCGAUAAAAGUGAUGGUCUGAGGAAGAAUACAUGGUACGGUAUAUUGAGAGCUGAAGGUCUUUCAUUCGACGAUCAAGGUAAUGAAAUUGGGGAAGGACAAGUUUAUCUGUUCGACGCCAAAGAAGGUAAAGAAUUCUAUUUAGGUUUUGAAGAUAUACAAGAUGAUAUCGCAUGGUAUUCCAAGCCUAAAUACCUCAUGCCCGAUCCUGAUGUUGAUCCUAGUAUCUCUGCUCCAUGA